AUGAUUGGCACCGUCUCAAAAAUGAGUGUUGUAUACGCUAUAUUAUCGCUGUGUGUAGCAGAAUGCGCCCGAGUAUCGUUUUACUCGGUUGGUUUCCUGUUGCCAAAUGACCCUGGUGGAUACAGGCCGGCGUUGCGACGGCGGUCGGUGUCUACAGUUGCGUCACGUGCAUUACCUCUAAUGGCAUCACCUAUGGACGACAUGGCUGUGUCCGAUCUCGACUCUGACUUUGAAUCAGAUAAUUUCGACGCCGACGAUGGAAAAGACAUCACGGAGUCCGAUAUUGCGGAGAUGCUGCAACUGAUCAAAGAUGUAAAACAAGGCAAGUUGGGCCCCAAAUGGAAGCAAGAUAUGGAAGAUGCUGAGGCUAUAUAUAACCGUAACGCGUCUGCUCUGGAAAAGCAUCCUUGGAUGUCUGACGAUUCGCCUAAACCUGAUGUCACUGAACUUUUAAAGGAGCGUGAUGAGUUUUUGGAGAAGCAGCUUAAUGAGGUAUUCGAUAUCUCUGGAUUGGAACACCCUACGGAGGAGGAGAUCGAGCGAAGCCUUGAAAUGAUGAAAAGUGAGAAUACGAAUGAUGUGGGCGGUGGCGAGCCUGAUAAUUCCGAAGUUUCGGGUGAUGAAGAGUACUUCCAGAAUGUUGCUGAUGGUAAACUGAGGUCUGAAGAGCUGAAGAAACUAGUUCAUAGUUUUUACCGAGAGAAAGGUAUGCUAAACGAGCCCGUUGUGAGGACUACGGUAGACCGUUUUAGGCUUCACUGGCGACAGAACAAACACACCUUUGACAUCUGGUUCCCAUGUGUAUCUCCAGAUGACGAGGACAAUGACUACUCAGUGAAAUUUAUGCCACAAGAGUUGACCAUUACCUACAAGGGUACUCCUUUUGUGUUAAAGCUUCGGGGUAAGGUGGACGUUGAUGGAUGUUUCUGGUGUAUGCAAGAAUUGCCUGAUGUAGGUAAGGUGGUUGGUAUGGUUUUGCGUAAGCGCGUUCCUGCCUACUCGGGUACGUGGGCACACCUUCUGAGCGUCGCGUCGACCGCACUACGAGAGCCCUAA
This is a messenger RNA of Babesia sp. Xinjiang, 1056 nucleotides long. RefSeq lists its product as uncharacterized. Lineage: Eukaryota; Apicomplexa; Aconoidasida; Piroplasmida; Babesiidae. The coding region runs from base 1 to 1056 and encodes 351 amino acids. The transcript has a single exon. The record is from RefSeq and is a predicted model, not a curated record.